Messenger RNA from Microthlaspi erraticum, 1053 nucleotides. The record is from the annotation of a GenBank genome assembly. Lineage: Eukaryota; Viridiplantae; Streptophyta; Magnoliopsida; Brassicales; Brassicaceae.
AUGGAAGAAUUUGAGCAAAAGUACUUCCCACCUGAAGCAAGAGAUCGCUUAGCUCAAGAAUUUCUCCGACUUGAGCAAGGAGAAAAGAGUGUAAGGGAGUAUGAAGCAGAAUUUAUGAGACUUCAGCGUUAUGUCUCAUAUUGCAAUGUGGAUGAUAAGGCCUUGGUGAGGCAAUUCAUGCAAGGUCUGAAACCGGAGAUAGGAAGUCGACUUCAGUCAGCCACUUUCACCAACCCCCAUGAGAUAAUAGAGAGAGCAGUGAAUGUGGAGGCAUAUCUACUUAAGGAGAAGGCUGCUUGGAAUAAACGAAAGAUAGAAUCCAAGACAGCAAGCAAGGCAAAGAAGGCAAACCAGUCAUCCAACCAACCUAAUCCCAGUAAAGGUGGACAACCAUCUGGAGAUGAAAAUAAGAAAUGUUAUACAUGUGGAAAGAUGGGACAUGUCGCGCGGAUGUGUUACCGUAAUAGGCCGGCAGGAGCUUCGGCUAAAUGUUUCUCAUGUGGUGAGCAAGGGCAUUACUCAAAUGCCUGUCCUCGUAAGGCUGGUGGUGCAGCAAAAGGCGCUGACAAGGAAGCAUCGACCCGACCAAUGAAAGAAUCCCCGGCUAACCGGCUAACUAACACGGGUAAGGUGUAUGCUUUAGAAUCAGGACCAUCAAACCCGUCGGGACAAACCCAAGGUCCCAUUACAGGUAGUAACCUGACACAUGUUUUGUUUGAUUCGGGAGCGACACAUAGUUUUGUGACUCCUGAAGUAGCAUCUCGUUUUGGGGAUGCCUAUAAGAUAGGAUUGGUGGAGGUUAAUAUAUUAACCCCUGGAGACCAAGUCCUUAAGGCAUCCCGUGUAGUUUUCGGUGUGCCUGUUGAAUUGCAGGGAGACACCUUGAAGGCUGACCUACUAGUCCUACCACUAGCCCGCUUUGAAGUCUUUUGGAGCAUUCUGGAGCAUAUGGGACAUAAGGAGCAUGGAGGGACUUGGCACAUGGAAGCAGCUCAACUGGAUACGCAAAGGAAGAAGGGAGAAGCCAUCUUGAAGACCAGCUCGACCGUCUAA